AUGGCUAUGGAGAUGAGAACUUUCGAAGCCGUAGUCGGUAAAUAUAACCACCGCCGUAAUGAUAAUUUCUUUCUUCCUCUUUUCUUCACUUUUUCACUUUGCUCUUUUCUUUCUCUACAACUACCGGUUAAGUCCUUCAUCAUUCCUCUUUUUUCUUUCUUCUCUCUUUCUUUUCAGACUCUCAAUAAUUCUACAGAGAGAGAGAAAAUGGAUCAGAAGAUAGAUUAUGUAUUCAAAAUAGUGUUAAUAGGAGAUUCAGCAGUUGGGAAAUCACAGAUACUCUCAAGAUUUGCAAGGAAUGAAUUCAGUUUAGAUUCUAAAGCAACUAUUGGUGUUGAAUUCCAAACUAGAACACUUGUUAUUCAACAUAAAAGUGUUAAAGCUCAGAUCUGGGAUACUGCUGGCCAAGAAAGAUACAGAGCAGUCACAAGCGCAUACUACAGAGGAGCGGUAGGGGCUAUGCUGGUUUAUGACAUAACUAAACGCCAAAGCUUUGAUCAUAUUCCUAGGUGGUUAGAAGAACUACGAGGACAUGCAGACAAGAACAUUGUAAUCAUACUCAUAGGGAAUAAGUGUGAUCUUGAAAGCCAGCGUGCUGUUCCCACCGAGGAUGCCAAGGAAUUUGCUCAAAAGGAAGGACUUUUUUUCUUAGAGACAUCAGCACUGGAAGGAUCUAAUGUUGAGACUUCCUUCUCAACUGUUUUGACUGAGAUCUUCAACAUUGUUAACAAGAAAACGCUCGUUGCAGAUGAAGAUCAAAGCAAUGGAAGCCAAGCACCCUUGACUGGGAAAAACAUCAUUGUCCCUGGCCCUGCACAAGUAAUUCCCAGUAAGAGCAGUAUGUGUUGUUCAUCUUGAUCUUAAUCUGAUCAAAUUUUUGGUUUGAAGUCCAAUAUAUCUGGUAUUAGGAUUGAACUGGUUGUUAUUUGUGUCUCUCUUUGCUUAUUCUUGUAUAUUUUGAUUGUAUGGUAAAGUUUCAGAGGGAUAGAUUGAUUUAUGUAUUAAGAAUGGAAAACACAGUGGGAAAUGGUCAGAGCCGAGUCAUUGUCUAUUUUGAUGUUUCAGUACUUUCUUUAAAAUGUAUUUUUAGUACUUCUAGGUGGCUGCUUUUAGGACCACCUGCCUAUUUGGGGA
Papaver somniferum (opium poppy) is the source of this 1134-nucleotide messenger RNA. Its product is annotated as ras-related protein Rab11D-like. The transcript has 3 exons. The record is from RefSeq and is a predicted model, not a curated record. Gene Ontology annotation, cellular component: endosome. NCBI's taxonomy places the organism in Eukaryota, Viridiplantae, Streptophyta, Magnoliopsida, Ranunculales, Papaveraceae. Gene Ontology annotation, molecular function: GTPase activity; GTP binding. Bases 1 to 858 code for a protein of 285 amino acids.